CAUUUUUUAAACAAGAAUUAAAACGUCUUAGUACACAUUCUCUAAUUAGGCAGGCAUAGUCUUUUUCUCUUUGCACAGUUCAGUGAACAUUUAGCGUUUCUUUUUAUCCCUUUAUUUCAAGUUGUGUCUCAAGACUUCACUGAAGAGCAUGAAAUAUCAAAUGAAUUUCCUCAUCAACUGCCAGGAGUGUUUCACGAAUACUUUUCAAAAUACUUUCGUUUGAAGAAGGGGUUUGCGUUUUCUUAUUUGACAGCAAGGGAACCAAGAUACACAAAGACUAUAUUGUAUCUGCCUGCUUCAGCACCCGCCCAGGAUUCCUGAAACUUACAUUAACAACAAAGUUGACUUCAGAUACUUCAGGCGGCGCCUGUAAAGACGUGCCUUGUUCUACACUGAACCAAGUGUGCCUGGGUGACGUGCCCGACACCGCAGCGGAGCUCCCGUGUGUCCAGCGCAGAAUCCAGUCGCCCAGGGAAGCACCGAAACCCCUGCAAGUCAGACCAGCGUCCACCUCACUCCACCUCCCUACUCGUCCCUGGCUCCUGCAGGGAGUAACGCCGGCCAUUACUUCCAUUUCAAUACUUCGAAAUUCCGCAAUUCUGAUGGUUUUACUUAAGAAAAAAAAAGGGAACAGUUUUACUGGUUUAAAAUGUUUGGCGUCUCUCUUCGCGCUCCUUUUCUGAUGUAAUGUGUUGUCAACUUGUUCUCACAAGCACAUCCCUGACGCCAAAGCAGUCCCUGGCCCCAGCACCAGGAAGCACACCUGGCCCCAGGGCGAAGGGGCAGGCGAGCCUCCAGCUACAACGACAGACCGGCUGCCCCAGGCGUGACAGAGGCGACGGGCAAGGCGCGUUCGCGGGCUGCUGCUCCCAUGGCGGGCCCUGGGCGUCUACCAGGAAGGGAGAGACCAGCCUGGAGAAGGCAGAAAAGCCUGGGUACGUCCCUGCCGGGCGCCCGGAGCUCCCGAGGACAGAGCGGGCGGCUGCCCGGCCGCACGGAGCUCUCCAGCCCGAGGCACUGCACACACUUGUUCCAGCGGCCCCGGCCAGCAAGCGGCCACGCUCCCCACGACCGCCCCGCGGGGGGCUCGCCCACGACCGCCCCGCGGGGGGCUCGCCCACGACCGCCCCGCGGGGGGCUCGCCCACGACCGCCCCGCGGGGGGCUCGCCCACGACCGCCCAGUCCCCGCCACGCCAGGGGCGGCCCGGGCAGGGGCCCCGCGCCUCCAGGAACACGCCCGUGGGUGUUGGGCCGCCCCGUCCCGCCUCCGCAGAGGUCGCAGCCGCAGUCCCGCCGUCGGGGCCCGCCGGCAGACAGUGCACCUCCCAGCCCGGACCGGCACUCCCGGCACCCGCAGCCCCCGCUCCCUCCCAGCCCGGGCCGGCAACGCGGCCCGCCCGCCGCCGCUUCCACUCCUGCGCACUGGGCGCGCCCCCCAGGCGGGCCGGGGCCGGGGGCGGGCCGCGGGCGGGGGAGCGGCGGGCGGCCAAUUGCGGCCCCGCGGGGAGCGGCUGCGGCGGGGCCGCCGCCCGUGCUCGCAGGGCAGGAUGGAGGCGGAGGGCCGGGCACCGGGGUCGCCGCUCCUCGCCGGCGGGGAAGGGCCCGGGGCCGACUCGCGCCCCGCUGCGGGUGCCCCCGGCACGGCCCGGGGGCCGCUGAUCGCCGCCGCCGAGGUGCUGGCGCUGGACGAUGAGGAGGACGACCUGGAGGUGUUCAGCAAGGAUACAUCUCUGGCUGAGGUAAACUCAUUCAGUCCUUCAAUGCCAAUAUCCCCCUCAUCAAUGAUAAACCAAUAUAAAUUUGAAGAUGGACCAGAAUUAAGAGAUCUCUUCAUUACAGUCGAUGAUCCUGAAAGCCACAUUACAGCCAUUGAAACAUUUAUUACAUACAGAGUAGUCACAAAGACAUCCCGUGGUGAAUUUGACUCCAGUGAAUAUGAAGUUCGAAGACGAUACCAGGAUUUCCUUUGGUUGAAGAGCAAACUUGAAGAAGCACAUCCGACACUGAUUAUUCCUCCAUUGCCUGAAAAAUUCAUAAUGAAGGGCAUGGUGGAACGAUUUAGUGAUGAAUUCAUUGAGACUCGAAGAAAAGCUUUACAUAAAUUUUUGAACCGUAUUGCUGAUCAUCCAACUUUAACUUUUAAUGAAGACUUCAAAAUUUUUCUUACUGCACAAGCCUGGGAACUCUCAUCACACAAGAAGCAGGGUCCCGGUUUGCUGAGCAGGAUGGGACAAACCGUCAGAGCUGUAGCAUCCUCAGUAAGAGGAGCAGUUAAAAAUCGUCCUGGAAUGUUUACAGAAAUCAACAAUUACAUGGGAACAUUUAGUCAGAAAAUAAACUUACUAGAUAAAAUAGCUCAUAGGAUUUACAAGGAAGAAAGGGACUAUUUUAAUGAAAUGAAGGAAUACGGCCCCAUCCACACCCUCUGGUCAGCAUCCGAAGAAGAUUUAGCAGACUCCCUGAAGGGCAUUGCCAGCUGCAUCGACAGGUGUUGCAAGGCUACGGAGAAGAGAAUGGCAGGGCUCUCAGAAAACCUGCUGCCAAUUUUACAUGAAUAUGUUCUCUACAGUGAAAUUCUGAUGGGUGUUUUGAAAAGGAGAGACCAAAUUCAAGGCGAGCUUGAUUCCAAAGUUGAUGCUUUAGCCAAUAGAAAGACAGAAAAGGAUCUGUUCUCAGAAGAGAUUGGGAAACUUGAAGACAAAGUUGAACGUGCCAAUAAUGCUCUGAAAGCGGAUUGGGACAGGUGGAAGCAGAACAUGCAGUGUGAUAUGAGAUCAACAUUCACUAAUGUGGCUGAGAAUAAUCUCCGUUUUUACGAAGAGGCAUGACACUAUUGUCGGACACCUUAGUCCAGAAGAGAUAUCUGCCAAACAGCUGGAAUCACAAACUGUCCACAGGGUGGAGCUUACCAGCUGAGAAAGCUGAUUGUCACCAUGAGUAUUUUCAUUAAUUUAGGUAUAGAUAUUCUAUGCAGCAUUACAAAAACCAAAAUACAAAGUUGUUGAUGGUGCUGGUAGUAUUGUUUAGGUAGCACAUUUGAAAUGUAACUGGUGCAAAGUAGUGAAAAACCGGGCAGUGUUGAACUCUGGUUUCAAAGAACAAAACCGAUUAAACAUAUGCUAAAUUCUUUUUUUACUAUAGUCACUAGGACAUUUACAGCAUUGAAGAAAAAGAAAUACUUCAAUUUUUCUCAGCAAAGAACUUUGUUAACCUAUUCUGUUCAGGAAGAACACCAGAAUAAGUGGCAGCUCAAUCCAAAGAUAACUAGACAUUAUAAUUCCAGGAAAUAUAUGAGUUUGGUUUUCCACUGCUCAUGAGACGCUCUAGUAAAUGCAGAAAGAUUGGUGGUUUUUCCUAAUGUAGGAUGAUAGUUAGUUUUGGCAUUGAAAGAACAUGGUUUUUGUUGAGCGGGGAUAAACCUUUGUUUUAAAGUGUAGUGUCUAAUUUUAUCUAUCUCGUGUCAAACUAAUCCUGUUAAACCUUUCCAGCUUAAUCAGAUAAAAAGCUAAAGGUACCUUUGAUAUAGUCAGAUUCCCGUUGGUAUUGACACACCUUAAUCUUCUCCAAAAAUAUAAAUGGUUUCCUGAUUGUCUUAAAUAUCUCAAGCAUAAUUUAGUCUAUUUCUGUGACCUACAUUGUUGUAUGGACAUAAAUUGAUCCAAAAGGUUCACUAGGGCAAAACAAUACUCAGUCUCCAUUACAGCAACUUCCCUUAUGUACCUCUCGGUCUAGUAAAAGCUGUAGAAAAAUAGAUGAGAUUUGUUGCUUGCCCUAGAGGCCUCUGUAAUGAUGCAUUAACUAGUCAUUUGGUUGCGUAGCGGAGAGUUAGCUGCUCAUGCAUGUUGAUCACAUCCUACCUUAGCAAUGCCUGGGAAUUUAGCUAACAAACUUCAUGUGAUUUUCAAAAGCUCCCACGUGGCUGAGCCCAUUUGUCUUCUGUGCAUGUCGCUUCAAAGACAGGCUCCAUCUUUGAACCCUUAUUCACUUCAUCCAUUACGAUUUCUUUUAAAUAAUUUUAGGAAGACAUUUUUUAUAGUGGGAAUGGCUGUUUCUAUGCACUCUAUUUUUUGUUUCCUUGCACCCAGAAAUUAUGAAAAUAUUUUCUGCCUUGGACACAAACAAGACUUCAUUUUCAUAUUCUACUCCAAAAAAUGCCAUCAUAAAGGGUAUUUUUAAGGUAUUGACCAUUCAUAACAGGGAACACACACAGCAUGUGACACACUGCUUCUGCUAGCAUCCUUACUACAUAUUCUGUUUUUAUAUCUCCUUUUUAGUUAUAUAUGCAAUUGUACUAUAUGAAAAACUUUCUGCUGUUUUUUUUCUAAGAUUGAUGUUGUAGAAAAGAUACAUGUCCUGCAGCAGUAAUCGGAAUAUUUUAGGUAAAAUAGCCUUAUUUAAGCUCUUGCUAUUUCAUUUUGUGUAUUUAGGCUUUUUUAUUUCUUCCAUUGGGCUUUUACAAGUAAUUGGAUUAUGAAUUUCAAUCCUGUGCAAAGACAUUUAAUUUCCUCAGUUUGGAUUUUCUGGUGGUUUUUUUUCCUUUCUGUGUCCUUUGUGAAAACUGGCUGAUCCUCUAUUGAGAUCUCUGUUUUCAGCCUCCCAGGAGAAUGGAGUAGAAUCAUUCUGUAAUAACGUUGAAGUAUACAUCACUAACAAAAUGUCGUUUAUGCAGUUCAUGCUUCACAGUACGAAAAGCUUGAGCCUAAGGCACAGAGACCUAGUUUUGUUUUGGUAUGGUUAAUUAUAAAACUUGUCAGCUGUAGCAGCACUGUGAUGUCUGACAGUGAAAUGAGCCACCUCUUACAUUUUGAAAAAUGUGCUUUGGUUAUAUAAACAGAGAUGAAUUAAAAACUGCAUAACUUGUGUGAAAAAAUGCUUUGCAUCUUUGUCUGGAAAGACUUCAGUAGAUUGUAUCUCUCUGCUUAAGCAAUAUACUGUGAUUGCAUUUUAACAUGUGCAGUUUGGCUCAGUGUUGCAAAGAUAAGACACAGCCAUUUUUACAGUGCAGCCAGUGCUGAUAUAUGUAUUUUAACUCACUGAAAUUGCAGAAUGACAAAACACGGAGUUACACGGUAUAAAUUAAACUGUGGUUCAGGAAAAAAAUCUGUCAUUGCCAACAAAAGACUCUUCAAGAAGAAGUGAUGUUUUCUUGCCCUAUAUCUAGAAAAAGCCUAGGAAAACAGCUGUGCCUUGCAGCUCUCUAGGAUGGUAACCCAGGCUGGGCUCUAGCAAACAGCAAUUGAUGAUUUUGAGCGCCACAGUGAAGACACGUUGCUGCCUCACUGACAUUUUAAAACCAAGAUGCCACAUUCCAACUCAGGCAUCUCAGAUAGAUUCAGCUGCCACAGUGUCACAUGAAGUAUGGGAGAAUCUAAUGAUCAAACCUUAAAGGCUUUAUACAAAAGGUCAAAAAGACCUUUUAAGUCAGAAACCAGUUUGCACCACUUGCAGUUCACUGUUCGUGCCAGCAGUAUCUUCACUAUUUCUCCCUGAUGUACCAUUUCAAAAUAACAUUUAUUCAAAAAGUCAAUGAAGAAAGCAGAUUUCCACAUGAAUCUUAUCCUGUUAGUCCUCUCUUUUCACAGUAAUUCAAACAUUAGAUGUACUCUGAACAGCAGCAUAAUGUUGUGUGCAAUAGCAGAAGUUAGUUGGGGCUUUUGUCAGAAAGAUUAGAAAAGAAAGACUGAGGGGGUAGAUUCAUGGUAUUCAUAGUCUAGGGGACAAUAUAUGAGUAACAGGAAUGAUCUCUAACAGGGCUGAUAACAACCAAAAACGUAUGCAAGAAUAAGCUCCCACAUACUUUUUCUUUGUGCUCUUUUAGUUCAGUUGGCCGUUUUAACCACUCUCGUUAUCUUGCAGACCCACAUCUACUUUCUUAUGUCUUCAGAGACAAAACCAUUGCUGACUUUUGUUUGCUUUUUCUUGUUACUUUUGUCACCCAUAAUUUUACGGGUAUCCCUGGUUCUGCAUCCUUCUAUCGUCAUGGGUUCUCCCAGCUCCAGUCAUCCUGUGUGUAUUCUUUGUUUUGCUCUUUGAGCUUAUACUUUAACAUUAUUCGUGACUAUCAGAUCCUCCCACUCAUCAGCUUGCACAUAGAUAUGGAGCUAUACCAGGACCCAGGGUAAUAUGAUUAAAUCUGCAUAUUUAAUGGCAGAGCUUGGAAGUCAUUCACAAGAAAUGUCUAACAGAGAUAGGUGGCUGUAAGUUCAAGCAGCGUAAUUUCCACAUCUCCUAAGCAAUGACAGAUGGAUGCUACAUGUUCCACUGUAGCUGGGCUUAGCAAAUUGCUGUGGCUUGAAUAGCUUAUGGCAAAAGAUUUCAGUUACGAAAUGAUGCUGUUUUCAGGUUACUGAUUUAAUUCAAAGUUCAGAUAAAUGGAGUGUGCUAUCCAGGUGUUAAUAUAUAUUUCCUGAGAAAUUUCAGAAGACCUAUUUAUUGUGAAUAAUACAGAUUCUUCAUGAAAAAAAACUGUGUACACUAAGUAGUAAAUAAGCUGCAGUGUCUAGAACAACAGAUACAAAUGUAUAAGUCAAAAUUUUGUUAGAACAUUUCCAUUUCAAGAGCUUUUUAUCAACAGCAUCAGAACAAGAAAAUUAUUGCAUGAAUUUCCCUGCCCUGUUCUACUGAUAGACUUGAAAUAGUAGAAGCCUGGGGCUUUGUCAGCUCACUAUGGGUUACCUAUUGAUAGCCUUGCCAUGGCUCUCAACAUUAAUCUGUGAUUUAGAAUGGCUUGCCAAGCUGCCAACACUCAUUUAAGCCAAAUUGAACCGAAGUCAUUUGGGGUUUUGGUUUUUUUUAAUUUUACUUGCUACAGUCUUGAUUAUUUAAAUAAAAAAUUAGUUUUUACAAUGAUAAAUACAUUUUUCCAUGAGGAGAGAAAUGCCACUUGUUGUAAGGAUGACAAUUUCCCUACUCCCAGCCCCUGCCUUUCUGGUCCCAUUUCUUUCCCAUUACUCAGGGGAAAAAAUGAAUCCUCUCCUUAUUUAGGAAAAAAAUGGUUUAAUUUAACUUGGAAGACAAAUUUGGUAUACAAUAGGAAUCCACAGAGAUUACAAGGGAACUGUGCCUGACAAUGUGCUUUCUAUUUGGAAGAGAUCUUUGCCUGUAACUAAAGGGGGAGAUUAAAGAGGAGCAUAAUUAAUGUUAGCAUCUUCCAUGCUACAACAUACAAUUACAAUGCUCACACUGUGCGCUUGUCAUUAUGUAGAAGUGACCUUUACAGCUCACUCAGCAUGUUAGCUAACAUUUUGCAUAUCACUGAGCUGCCUAGGAAACCAUAUUUUGCUCUUACCAUGGUCCCACAAAAGCAGCUUGUGACAAUGUGUAUGUAUUCUGAUUUUUUUUCUCUUCUUUUUCUCCUUGGCUAACAGUUUACAGAAAGCUAUCUGCUAUACUCAUAUGUAUGUGUUUGGUUUUUUUAAGUGCCUUGCUACAUGGGAGUCCUUCCUAGCAUCUCAAACAGUGGAUCUUCAUGUGGAAGAAGAUUCUGAAGACAGGCCUUGAGUAAUAUCUCUGCUUGAUCUCUGCCUUUUCCAUGUAGUUUCUCCCAACCAAAGUGCUUUAUAUGAGAUCAAAUACAUUAUUAAAUUUAACUGCUAAAAUCAGUGAAAUGCAGAAAACCAGCUUAUUGAACACUCAGGUAUUCUAGUCCUGAAAUACAUUUUGAAACAUGCUAUAUAUUGCUUUUUAUUGCUUAGCUCUGAUUUUACAUAUUUUUAUGCAUUUGCAUACAAUUGUUUUCAUAAAUAUAGCAUAAUUUGGAUAUAAAGUAUUUUAAAUAUGUAAAAAUAGCUUCAUUUUAAUAAAAAGUUUAAUAAGGAAAGUUUGUCAUCAUUCUGUAUCCUAGUCUUUAAGAAGUAUUUCAGUAUUUUAGCAUUCUUCUUAUAUUCUCUUUCUUGAGUAAUUUCUUGUAGUUGUAAAAUUACCUCACGUAGUUUUCAAGAACUAGGACUUUAGGAUUACAUUGAUAGAUCUUGCUGGUCACUUGAUGGCAACAUGGUACAUAGAGACACCAAACGUACUGUAAGAUUAAUGAUGUUUAAAGUAUUGUUAGUUUAGUUUUUAGACUGCAUACUUACAUGUCUAUUAGAUGUCUAUUAGACAUCUUCAAUUUGACAUUUUUUAAAGGAUGAAGAAAAAACUGGCAGUUCAUGAAACAGAUUGUUUGUACAGUGAUGACACAGCACUGAUCCUACCAGCACAAGAGCUUCCAUUUGGAGUUUGCAGGAUGAAAUCUUUUACUCCCAUGGCUGACCCUCCUGUAAUCCUUAACUUCUUCCCUCUUCAGAUAGUCAGUGUGGAAGAGAAAGGGUUAAGAAAAUAAAAGAGAGUUUUGCAUUUGAAAUUAUUAGCUGAUUCACUCAUGCAAUAUGCAUUGAAGUCUUCCAGUCAUUCAAUUAUUCCACCCAAAAGGUUUUCCAGUCUGGACUUGUAGUUUCUGCAGUUUUAUUCCCUUUGGCCUGAGCAGGCCGAAGGCUGAAUGUGGAAAGAAUGAGGUGCAGGAAUGAGAGACAGUCUAAUCAGGGCUCUGGUGUGGCAGAACAGGAGGGCCUCAGCCAUCACCUGCACCUUUUGUGGUGGCAUUUUGGGAGCUUGCUCUUGUCAGUCACCUCAUGGCAGCAGGGGUCAAUUCCAGAGCACACAGCUGCUGCUCUUGGAUGGCUGUGGAGACCUGUCCAAGCUGGGAAAGUAUUUUGUGGUUUUGAUUUUAAAAAAUUUAGAUUGCAAGUGAAACCUGGAAUACCAUUACGACCUUUUCAGCAACUCUCUCAUGCUGCUCCCGUGAAGUAGUAAUGAAAGCUCAGCCCUUUUUUUCUUUUUAUCUAUAAAAUGGCAGUUAAGAUGCUCCUGGAGUACUGCAGGAAGUAUGCAUCCCUCCCAGGGUGGACAACUCACAGUGGAGUCUGUGUUAGGAGGAAGGCAGUGUGGUGCCAAAGGCCUGUGCUACAGAGUGUCUUCUCCAGCUGUGCUGGCAGUGGAUGCUUGCAGGAGCCAGGGAGGAACAACAUGGCUGGACUGUGCUCUUUUCCCACUGUAUCCUUUCUGAAGAUUUUUUUUUUUAACAUCAGAGCUUCUAUCAAUUAACUUAAUAGCCUUUAAUAGCUUUCCCUCUGCUUUCUUUUUUUCCAUCUAAACUCAUAGUAUUUACAAUGCUGAAUGGAUUCCACAACUUAACAUGUAGGAAAAAUCAAUACUUUUUGUGAUUUCCUAAACCAGCUGCCCAAUAACUUCUAGUGAUGCCCUCUACUUGUUAAAUUGUGAGAAGAGAUGAGGACCUGUUUCCUAUUUAUCUUCCCUGUGCCAUUCAAGAAUUUACAGACCUCUAGUGUGUUUUCCAAGCACUGCUGCUUUCCCAGAGGAAAAGCCAUAGCUUAAUACCAUAUCGUACAAAAGCCACUUCACAUCUGUGCUCAUUGUUAUUGCUAUUCUCUGUAUUUUCUAGUUCUGCUGCAACCAGUGUUCAAAAUGCAGGCACACCAGAAAUGUACAUGUUGUCAUAAUUAUGCUUUGAUUUUUGUCAUCAUUCUUUCCCACUAUUUUCUAAUUUAUUUUUUAAAGUACCACUGAAUGCUGAGCUGCCAUUCCAUAGAACUGUCCACUAACAUUAAGAGCUAUUCUGAAGGUUACUGAAUAAUUUAAUUUCCAUCAGUGUGUAUAUAUAGGAGAAUUGGCUUUUCCCCAGUGAGCAUUUAUUUGCAUUUAUUAAUACUCAAUUUAGCCUGCUGUUUUUAGCUCCUAAUCUCUCUGUGGUGUACAGUCCUAUAAACGGGACUCCAGCAAGUCAAACAGCAGUAACACUCUGAAUACCAGAUAAACAAAAGUUCAAGAAAUUGAGCUUGAACAGGCUUACCUGGAAGGAUAGGAAUGUUUCAAUGUAACCAAAAAUUAAUACCGUGUGGCUCAUUUAGGCACCUCUAAGGACAUGUACUGUCUGGUUAGCUGAAACGGGCAAUGCCAGUGUGUGUUGGGUUGAUUUUACCUGUAUAUUCUGCUGGAGCAGAACGUUGCUACAUGAGAUAUUUGGAAAUCAAAAGCAUCGGACAUUUUGCAUCCUUGGUAAAAACGCUCAUUAUGUUCAUGAUUUCUUUUUCAAUUCUUUUCAUCUUUAGCUAGGCUAUAACUUGUGAGGGAAAGACUUUAGCAGUCAGUUAUACAGAGGCCUUCUUUUGACCAUGUGUUUGUUCUCCUGAUUUUCUCUAUCAUCAUGCAGUACCAAGAUCCGUUUUUAAGUACAAUCAAACAUUCUCCUUUUUGUGACAUGCAAAUACUUCUGCUACCUAACAGGGGAGCUGUCACCAGUGCAAAUAGCUGAUAGUAAAGGUAAAACACAGGUAGCUUGUGUGGGUAAGACAUCAGUGUCUCUAAGCACUAAGUGAUUUUAUAUGGUUGCCUGGUACAGACUCUGGUACAUUAUCUGCAGCAAGAUGCACGUCUAGAGGAAAAGGAAAUAAAUGCGGACCCUGCUGGCCCCUGCUGCUGUCAGCCUACACCCAAAAUAGUGACCUUUCAAAAUGAUUUGUGCUUUAUUUAUUGACAUUUUUUCAUUUGCCUGAUAGCUAUGGGCAGGAUUUCACUGACAGCAUCACUAAAAUAAGGCUCAUGCUGGCAUAAAUUAAUCAUGAAACCAACCUUCCAGCAGGAGCUUUGCAGGCCAGAAGGAAUAUCAAGUGGCUUUCUUUCAUAUGUCUAAAUCACUUUAAUAUUACAUAUCUGCACUGCCCACUGUUUUGGACAAACAGUCCCUUCAUGAAGAAUGGAUGAGGGCAGAGGGGUAUGUAAUAGGCUGCUCUGAUGUGUUUUAAGUGUACUCAAAGAAAAUGGCUAAAUAAACCUUUUUCUAACAAAUAAAGGAGCUCCUAUCUGCUACCCAGGGGGACUGACUUGAGUGACUAGAGGAUCCAACUGUACAGCCCUUGCAGAAAGCACUUGGGCAGCAAAACUUUCAUAAAGCACAGCUUUCAAGUUUUUACUGUGUGAACCUGUUGUUACCUCGCCAUCAUUUUUACUCUACUCCUGCCAUUAUUGUGGAGAGAGAAAACCUUAUCUAUGCAAUCCCACAGAGGCACCUUAUUGAAUACGGUGUGAUUAGAAGAAAUGUUGGCCAAUAGGGUGAACCAUAAACUCCUUCAAGAAACCUACCAUGUUGCUUUUUCAAGAGACACCAAUGUUAGAUGCAGCCCCUACCGCUGACAGUGGCUCUGCCUCACUGGCAGUAACUCACCCGAACCUAAAAGGGAUAGACAAAAACUUUGGGACUGAAAAGUGAAGGUACAUCCUGGUUUAGGUAAAAUACAUGAUUAAAGAAAUGCAGAACUGCCAAAUUAUGUUCUCAUCUAAAAUAUAAUUGGAAAAAAUGUCAAAAAAUAUUGUAUUCAUUUUUCUACAGGCAAAAAGUCAUAUUUGAGGUUUAAAUUUUUUUAUCUAGACUGUGACAUGAAACUGAAUUUCCAGCAGGAAUAAUUCUUUUGAUAAUUGUAUUGCUUAGAAGGUUAAUUAAGGAAUAAACAUUAUUAUGUCUGCAUUAAUAAUUAAUGAAAAGUUGCCAGAAAGCCAUUAACUGUGAAAGCCAAACUAAGAAACUCCCUUGGAAUCACAGCAACAUUGAUUAUGUGAUGAAGACUCAUUGUUUUUUAAAUAAUUGUUUUAACACCGGCAUCUUAAAGAGCAAUGGAACUGCCUUUUUGAAUUAACUUUUUUAAUCCAAAAAAUAAGUAGCUGCAAUGUUAGAAUAUGAUUUGAUUUUUUUUUUCAAACAUAAAACAUCUCACCAGGCUCUUUCUGCAAAUGAAAACAAAUAAGAUGUUUGUUUUUUUUAUUUGUACUCUGGAGUUGUGUUCAUUUAAAUAAUAAAUCAAGCUUUCACCAGGAGGUAAAAAAAUAGUAUGUAAAAUGAGAGCUGAGCAAGAUGCUCCCUACAUGUUCAACUGUCACAAAGCUCCUUACUUUUACGUGGAGAAAUGUUUUUUCACUCAGGCACAGCAUUAUUUGGCUGUCAGGUUACAAGAGAAAGCCAGAGGUGGUCUAACAUCAUCAUCUCCUACCCAGGAGCCUGCAGGAAUUGCUUGGGCCCCACAAAGCUGGUACUAAGCCCUUCAAGCUGGCAGAGCCUACCAAAAUGAGCAGCAGCUCACUGCGGAUGCAGAACCACUACUGCUUUAUCAUCUCUUUUUACUGCUUGAUUCUUCAAUAUACACAGCAUAAGAGUCCGAAGUUUCUGAUAAAAGCAAAAGAGGGAAGUUUAUGAGGGUCCUUUUCAACCUAAAAACUAUUAUAUGAGGCUAUGAAAUAGAGUGGAAAUUGAGAGCAAUUAUAUUAUGAAGUGAAAAACUGUUACAAGAAUUAAGUAUCCUCUCCUACUCUUGUCCACCAGCAAUACCUUUUGCAAUAAACAAAACAACCUGGCAGACACUCAGCUGACAUAAAAGCAAAGCUAAAGCAAGGUUAGAGAAAGAUUUGUAACUGGGUUUGAGAGAAAACAGCUAAGUUAGAAUAGCUCUUUGGAGACUACGUGUUCAUUCACUGAUGGGACAGUACAAAUUUUAUAAGUGAAUUAAUUGUGACAGGUUAACAUAGUAAAGUAAGUUGUUCAAUAUUUAUUGGUGCCUUCCAGCAUGUUGCUUUAUUCCUAUUAUUGUACCUAUUUUGUUACCAUCUCAUUGUAGGAAAGAAAAUUAAUGGAGAACUAUAAAAGGGGAGGUGCAAAAGCAGAAAAAGCAUCAAAAUUAUAAUCAAAAUUAUAAUCUUCUGUGAUGAUGAUUGUGCACUGUGGCAUGCAGUUGUUAAAAGAAUUUAAAAAUAUACAAAUACAGUUGUGCCUCCUUUUGUCACAUAGGGGUACAGCAAAUUAAGAAAUACACUUCCGCUAAAGGAUGAACCUAGAACCUUUUAUUUGUAUUAGCCUUUUCUUCAUAUGUGAGUUUUUGCUGGAGCAGAGAGACACUCAGUGCAGAUAAUCAUCAACCACACCCCGAAUAACUAAUACAGAAUGGCAGUACUGGGUCAAACUGGCAAGUCUCAGCCAGGUUCUUAUAACCAAGGUAAAAAAAGCCAUGGUCUAUCUGGUUAAAAUGCAGAGAUGCCAACAGAAGAUGUUUCCUGGUUUUUUAAUCUUUUUUUUCCCUUUCCAUAAGAGCUGUAAAACCACUUCUGACACUGGUUCCUGCUCACCCACUGAGCACCUUGACCAGGUUUAAUAAGAGCUUUUAUGGCCACAUUAGGACAGAGUACACAGACCCCUGGCAGAGGAGCUGGCAAAGAGCUGGCAUGGAGAGCUGGGAGCCAGGCACACACCAGGGAAAGGGAACUGCCAUUCUCUUAGCUACUCCUGUGCUGAGAGAUGCUGAGGAGCAAAAGAAGGUACUGUACUUUGUCCUUUACUCAGAUUCUGGGAGUGGUACAAAGAUAACUGUCAUCUGUCACUUGGAUUGCAGUUUAUACACAGAUUUCAGAAUACAGAAAAUUAAAACAUAGAACAGAAGGAAAAAAUACCUUGGAUACAAUUAGAAGGAUAUUUGCUUUCAUGGUUUAAAUUAUAUUUAGCUUAGUUUUUAACCCUUAAUUUGAAAUGUUCCUGUUCCUACUUUAUAUGGCUUGCUACCUACACGGAGUGUAUGUCUGAAGUUUGUGAGGGUUGCCAUGGGAUUUCUGGCUUCACUGCUUCAAAAGUCAUUAUCUGCAAUUUGACAAAGCUGAUCAACACUACUGCUGUAUAUGUUCAUUUUCCCUUAGAAACAUUGGUUUUAUAGAUGACCUUUAUGGAAAACAAUAUUAUUUCAUCUCUGCUUUUUAAUAUGUCAUCUCAUUUAUCAAAUGUAUUUAUUCAGAACAAAUAAACUGCAAGUCUGUGAAGA
Messenger RNA from Pipra filicauda (Wire-tailed manakin), 13848 nucleotides. It is a transcript of the gene SNX7, whose product is annotated as sorting nexin 7. The transcript is spliced from 10 exons. NCBI's taxonomy places the organism in Eukaryota, Metazoa, Chordata, Aves, Passeriformes, Pipridae. Gene Ontology annotation, molecular function: phosphatidylinositol binding. The record is from RefSeq and is a predicted model, not a curated record. The coding region runs from base 688 to 2829 and encodes 713 amino acids.